CAAAAAUAAAACUACCGGACAUUGCGAUGACUUCUGAGACAAAGUGCGGCUUAAAAAACAAUGCUCUGUUCUUUGUCGGGUUCAUCAGUUGCGAUAAGUGAAUAGUUUAUGAAUAUUCAGAGUUAUCCAACAGAGAAGUACAACUUAUUAUUGAUUUUUGAUACGCUUCAUCUGAAGCCGAGGGCUUUCCUGGUCUCGGUCGAAGAGUUCGGGCAUCUCGCUGUCAGCCGACAGAGAGAAGUCGGCGACCGGUCGCUACCUACGCGCUUCCGUGUCACUUCCUUGUUCUCGUGCGGAACUUUUCACGGAAGGGACCUGUCCGGAGCACAGACUUCACUCCGCUAACGACAAAUGCUGGGGCCAAACAUCUAAUUCCUCCUUCGUAGCUCCGAGCUGACAGACGAGCCAUGGCUGACAACCGAGAAGAGGAGAAAAAAGAAGGGGACCAGGAGCCUCAAGGCGCCGUGGGUGGGGAAGAUGUCAUUGAUGAUCCCAUCCUGGAGCAAGGAGCAGUGGUCCUCAGGGGGUAUGUGAUUGAGCGUAUAAACACGGAGGACCCUGAAAGACAAGUCUGCUCUGAGGAUCUGGGGGGAAGGCCUAACGAACAGCAGGAUCCACAAAUCAAAGACGUGGUGGAACAGCUGCUGAAGAUUGCAGAUGAGCUGAACAGGAACGCUGAGCUCCAAAGUCUGAUCAACCAGGUUCAGGGUAACUGUGCUCAGGACAUCUUCAUGAAGGUGGCCAGGAGCAUCUUUGCCGACGGCAUCAACUGGGGUCGAGUGGUGGCUCUCUUCCAUCUGGCCUACAGACUCAUACAUAAGGCACUGACCACCAACCAUUUAGAGAACAUCAGAAUGGUCAUCGGCUGGGUUCUGCAGGUCAUCAGAGAGCAGCUCUACUCCUGGCUCGUACAGCAGGGAGGCUGGGAGGGGGUGAUCCGUGGCUUUUCUCAGUGGAGGACAGUAGCCAUAGUAGCAUCGGUAGUGUUGGUAGCAACCCUUGUUUACUACAGGAGGACACGCUGAGACCGUCAGACCUCACCACCUUCCAACCACAGCUGCAGUCCCGUCUUUUGGAUACAUGCAGCUUAUUAAUAACAAUAAUGUCAGGACAUCACUUACAACCACUCCUCAGCCUCCAUCUCAUUAACCACAGGAGGUCAAGUACUGUAAAUUAGAGGCGGGAAAAUCACCUCUUUUCUCAGGUUUCCAAAAACAAACAAAAAAAAAAAAAUUCAGCAUUUUCAGCCGGCUGUGUGCUGGGCAUCUCCAUCAUCCUUCGCCAGCAAUGAUUCAGCGCCUUCCAUGAAAUGACAGGAGCUGCCGUAGCACACCCUCCCGUGGCCACGUUGGAGGUUUCUCAGCUCUUGUGCAGCAGUGGCAGUCAGCAGAUGAUGGCCUCUAUGAACGCUGGACAUGGGUGUGGAUGUCUUCAAACCAACUUGAGGACCUGACCCUACCGAGACCGGGUCUCUGGCCUGUGGUCUUUAUCAGUUCUGGGUGGGAUCCACCAUAAAUUAAUCCAGGAAGUCUGAUGGCUACGACAACAACAUAUGCUGCAUCUUAAUUCAGCCAAUCAAAAUCCCACAAAUUUCUGACUUGAACAUACUGUAGUUUCAUCAUAUUCACUUGUGCCUGAGAUUUUAAUAAUGUUGUAUUUGGGCCAAGAUUCAGGCCGCCAUGUUGUUGGCUCUUGAGUGAACCAGACCUGUGUUUUGUUUUUUUAUACACAGACAUGGCUGCAGCAGAGGAACUGUUGAGAGCUAGAUAAAGUAACGAAGACCAGCAGUCUACACAAUGUUGACUCAGAUUUGUGGGAACCACUCUUGUACUGUUUUGUCUUGUUUAGUUUUUUUUUUUAAUCUCUCAGUGGACAGGGCCAUCUCAGGUUUAGGUCGUUAGUCAAGACAGUCAGGGGUUCUUUUCAGAUCAGGCACAUUUCUCAGAGUAGGGGGAGACCUGCACAGAAUUUAAAAGAGUUCUAUCUCGUGGUGGUGACCAAAUAAGAGGUGUCAGACUUUUUUUACAGUAGACUUUAAAUAUGGCUGCAUAAUAUUUAGUCUUAGUUUUUUUAUUUUUAUCUGAAAUGUCUCCUCUGAGUUUUCCGAGCUGUCGUUGACUUUCCGACUUAAAUUUUUUUAUGUGCAGUCCUGCACCUUUACAAUGAUUUUUUUUUUUUUUUUUUAAAUGAGAGAUUUUCUAACAGUUACCAGUCUUUUGUACUGACUCAACCCAGAGACUUUCAUGUACAUCAUUUAACAAAUAACACUGUCUAUGCAGGGAGUGAGUGUGACUUCUUUUCCAAACUGUGGACACUGAGAAUCCUUCCACAUCGCUACAAGUUCUUCUCUUUCAGACAGGAACUUUUUCCACUUUAUUUCUGGUGUUGAUUCUAUUUACAGAGUCACUCUGUUAGCUAUCUAAUUAUUGUGCGUGGUCAGGUGACCAUCGCUGUACUGUGAACGCAUCUGAAUUGCACACUGGCUCAAGGAUCUCGGUGAACUUUUCUAGAAUAGUAGAUUCAUGUUAGCAUUAACAUUGCCCUCCCUGCUAGCUAAGAACAUGUCUUUCUGUAUAGUGAUCUCACUGAGGAACUCAAUGUAGCAGCGUUGACAACAAUACUAAAUAACAACAGGCAAAGGCUACAGAGCAAACACUCCAAGUUCAACCUGCUGACAGAAAACACAGCAGCCACCUCCAGUAACUGUGAUGCAGUAACACUCCUUUGAUGGUUGACAACUGAAAGAGAGGAGUGAAGAUACUCAACAGCUCCCCCCUCCUCUCUUUUCCUUUUGUCUCCCUCUGUGAAUGGUAAUAUUUCAAGAAUAAUCAACAACAAAAAAGAAGAAAAGAACAAUCAGGGAAUGCUCAUUUUUUUAACAGUGUUUUCAGAUGCAUUCAUCUACAUCAGGAGACACGUAGUGUGUAGCUCAUUGUAAAAGUUGCUUUUAAUUAAAAUAUUACAGAAUAAGUCCCACUCACCCACCGUCAUCACAGUCGGCUUCUCUUUUUCCUGCUCAGUCGCUGUGUGCUGUAUCGAAUAGACGUCGGUAGAUGUUUAAACCUGUAAAACCUCUGCGGCUGUUAGAAAGAGAGAAAAGUAACUAUUUAUGUCCUUUUCUUUUAUAUUUGUUAUAUUCUCUGUUUAGGUUCUUAAAGUAAAAAUAAGUGCACACAAGGAAAGGGAACUUCUGGAGCAUGAGGCCAUUUUCUGUAGCUUUGUGGGGAAAGUGUUUUAUAGAUAAAGAGGUAAUAAUUUAAACUGAUGCUUUUGACUUAUUCCAGUGUGUAAGUGGGUGAUUGUGGAUGAUUUGUAUGGGAACAGUGAGAGGCUUAUAGCAGACCUCGGUGCUCGUACCACAUGAGUAUUUCUGCUGCCAAAUUGGUCGUGCACUUAGAUGAGGGGAAACACACUAUUUAUCUGCUGUUCUGUGGUGCUUCUGUAACUGAACCUAGGGAUUGUUGUUAAAAACUGAUCUGGCUGGACUCUGAUUCUGUGAAUAAAUUUCAAAUGUGUUAUACAACCCAUCAUUUGCCAUGAAGUUCCUGUCGAUUUGCCCUCUUAUACCAGUUUUAACAUCUCAACUCAAACCUGCAGUUCAUUAGCCCUCAGUUGGUCAGUUCUUGAUUAAAGGUUAGAUUAAUUAUAUAGAUAAAAGAUUCAGGACUAAAGUUUUUUAUAUCUGAUAGUGUGGAGGAGGCUUUGAAACAGCAUUUAGGCCUUUGUGCUGGGAAGAAAGUACAGCAAAAUGCAAUUAAAUCAAACAUAAGUAUUUUUUAUAAAAGUCUGCAGCUGGGAGUCUGUCUGGUCAAAAAUGAUUGUGGGAAUUCACUGUGGAUUUUCUGUAAAAAGUAUGUUUAUUAUUUUAUAAAGCUGUAGCUAACUACACUACUCUGAAAGUUUGAUUAAGGUUAGAUUGUGAAAUUUGUGAAACUCUUCAUUCUAUAAGCGUGGAAACAAGUUCUGUUUUGGUCAGUGGUAGAAGUGCUCAGAUCCAUUUUUUGUCAGUCAUUUCUAUAAUCUUUAUUUGUUUACGUUUUUAAAUCUUUUUUGAAAAUCUUCUUAAAAUCGAUUUUAUUACUUUUUCACCAUUUUUAUUUCCCAUUUGCAUAAGUCUGAAAUUGUUUCAUUGUUUGUAUUCAAGCUGUCUUAUCAGCUUGUUGACCAUCUGUAAAGCACUUUUCUACUCCUAUGUAUGUUUCAAACAGAUACCUCUGUGCUUACACCAUUGUUUGAUAUUUUUAACCAGGGCUCUUGUCACAAACAAUACAGAUUUCUACUGAAGUGGAGGCACCUUCUAAAAUAUUUCUCAUUAUCUCCUGCAGUUUGAAAGAUGUCGGUCUCCAAGAACCAAGAGAAAGAACCACGGGCAGAACUGUGCUCAGUGAGAGAUGAACUGAGCACAUCGAGCUGAUGUCACACUAAAACGUACAUUGCAUACCUCACUUUGAAAGGGGCUGGAGUUAUGCCUGCUGUCCGGGCACAGUCAGCCACAGCACUGGCCCUGCCCGCUCACCUUGUGCUCGCAGCCACUGGCUGUAACUGAAAGUAGUAACUCCACUGAAAUUCACUGAUUUCACUCCAAAAUCAUACUGUUUAACAGGUCCAGCAAAGUGGAAACAAAAACAGUCUUCAUCACAGCAAUGAGAAAGUGGCCAUCAAGCUGUUUUAGUAUUACCAUUUUACCCUCCCAACCCUGGUUUAUCCUCUCCUAAUAUUAGCUGCUGAGGUUCCAGCAGCAAAGGUCCUGGACUCUGUAGACAUAAAACAAUAAGAAAAUAAUAAAUGUUGGACGCAGUUCCAUUAAAGGGA
Molecule: messenger RNA, 4812 nt
Organism: Toxotes jaculatrix (banded archerfish)
Lineage: Eukaryota; Metazoa; Chordata; Actinopteri; Toxotidae
Exons: 6
Coding region: 408-1025 (205 amino acids)
Biological process (GO): mitochondrial fusion; release of cytochrome c from mitochondria; intrinsic apoptotic signaling pathway in response to DNA damage
Cellular component (GO): mitochondrial outer membrane
Molecular function (GO): channel activity; protein heterodimerization activity; protein homodimerization activity
Source: RefSeq, a predicted model, not a curated record